GGUCACGUGGGCAGCGCGAGCGGUGCGGGGGAACGAACGGUUCCGCUGUUGGUUGUCCGGUUUUGAAUUGAAUUCGGAAUUUCAGCCGUUUAACGGAAGGAAACAUGGACCUGACGGCGGCGGCGGCGGCGGGAGGGCAGCAGGUCAAGGACGAGCUGGCAGAGAAAUGUCAGAAACUGCUGCAGGAUUUCCUGGAGGAAUUCCAGAACAGUGAUGGUGAGACUAAAUACUUGCAUGAUGCUGAAGAGCUGAUCCGCCCAGAGAGGAACACGCUUUCUGUGAGCUACAUAGAUCUGGAGCUGUAUAACCAGCAGCUGGCUACCACUAUUCAAGAGGAAUUUUACAGGGUUUAUCCUUUCCUUUGUCGAGCUGUUCGAAAUUUUGCUAGAGAUCAUGGAAAUAUUCCACCAAACAAAGAGUUUUAUGUCGCAAUCCAGGACUUACCUGCCAGACACAAAAUAAGAGAACUGACUGGAGCAAAGAUUGGAACCCUCCUGCGCAUCAGUGGGCAAGUUGUUCGAACACAUCCUGUUCAUCCAGAGUUGGUCAGUGGAACAUUUAUGUGUCUGGACUGUCAGACAGUGGUCAAAGAUGUGGAGCAACAGUUCAAGUACACACAGCCAAAUAUCUGCAGAAAUCCUGUGUGUUCCAAUAGGAGGAGGUUUAUGCUGGAUACUAACAAGUCACGAUUUGUCGACUUUCAGAAGGUUCGUAUUCAGGAGACUCAGGCCGAGUUACCCCGUGGCAGUAUUCCCCGCAGUGUGGAAGUUGUCUUGCGUGCAGAAGCUGUGGAAUCCGCACAGGCUGGUGAUCGAUGUGAUUUUACAGGAAUGCUGAUUGUAGUUCCAGAUGUAUCUCAACUGUCUACACCAGGUAUUCGUGCUGAGACUGGUUCCCGUGUUGGUGGUGUUGAAGGAUAUGAAGCUGAAGGAGUCCGAGGUUUACGUGCAUUGGGUGUACGUGAUUUGUCCUACAAACUGGCCUUUUUAGCAUGUCACGUGGCACAGACAAAUCCACGGUUUGGUGGUAAAGAGAUAAGAGACGAAGAACAAACUGCAGAAAGUAUUAAAAAUCAGAUGACCGUUCAGGAGUGGGAGAAGGUGUUUGAAAUGAGCCAAGACAAGAACUUAUAUCACAAUCUCUGUACAAGCCUCUUUCCCACCAUUCAUGGUAAUGAUGAAGUGAAACGAGGAGUCUUGCUGAUGCUUUUUGGAGGUGUUCCAAAAACUACAAUGGAGGGAACAUCGCUGCGUGGCGAUAUUAAUGUUUGCAUAGUUGGAGACCCAAGCACAGCUAAGAGCCAGUUCCUUAAGCACGUGGAGGAAUUCAGUCCUCGUGCAGUUUACACAAGUGGUAAAGCCAGUAGUGCUGCUGGUCUGACAGCUGCAGUUGUAAGAGAUGAAGAAUCACAUGAAUUUGUCAUUGAAGCUGGAGCAUUGAUGCUUGCUGAUAAUGGUGUUUGCUGCAUUGAUGAAUUUGAUAAGAUGGAGACAAGAGACCAAGUGGCUAUCCAUGAAGCUAUGGAGCAACAGACCAUCUCCAUCACUAAAGCAGGAGUAAAGGCAACAUUGAAUGCCAGGACUUCAAUUUUGGCUGCAGCAAAUCCAGUCGGUGGACGAUAUGACAGGUCUAAGUCUCUAAAACAGAACAUAAAUCUCACAGCUCCAAUCAUGUCUCGAUUUGAUUUGUUCUUCAUUCUGGUUGAUGAAUCUAAUGAGGUUACAGAUUACGCCAUUGCCAGACGUAUAGUGGACCUUCAUUCUCGAAUUCAAGAAUCCAUUGAACGAAUCUAUUCCUUGGAUGACAUCAGGCGGUACUUGUUGUUUGCAAGACAGUUCAAACCAAAGAUCUCGAAGGAAUCCGAAGACUUUAUAGUUGAACAAUACAGACGUCUCCGUCAGAGAGAUGGCUCUGGAGUGACCAAGUCAGCGUGGCGGAUUACAGUACGCCAGCUGGAGAGUAUGAUUCGCCUCUCUGAAUCCAUGGCUAGGAUGCAUUGUUGUGACGAGGUGCAGCCUAAGCAUGUCAAAGAAGCUUUCCGCUUGCUGAACAAAUCCAUCAUUAGAGUGGAGACUCCAGAUGUAAAUUUUGACCAGGAUGAAGAACAAGAAGCAAUGGAAGAGGAAACCCCUGAAGGGACUAAUGGACAUUCUGUUAUUCCAAAUGGAAUCAAUGAUGCCAGUAGCCACCCUGAUAGUGGUGCCAAAGAAGAAGUGUCUAAAUCGAUAAUAAGAAUGUCUUUUGUGGAGUAUCGCAAGAUUUCUAAUCUUAUUGUCCUCCACCUACGGAAGCUGGAAGAAGAAGAAGAUGUUUCACCAAAGAGAAGUGAUCUUAUUGACUGGUACUUAAAGGAAAUUGAAUCAGAAAUCGAUUCAGAGGAAGAGCUAAUUAACAAGAAGAAACUAAUUGAGAAAGUUAUUCACAGACUUGUUCACUAUGAUCACAUUCUGAUCGAAUUGAAACGCACUGGCCUGAAGAGCCGAAAAGAGGAGAGAGAUGAAACAUUGGAGCUGGAUCCCUAUCUGGUGGUCAACCCCAAUUACACAUUAGAAGAUUAAAUCUGCAUUAGAUGUUUGUGGCAUUGAUGGCUAUUUUCAUCAAUAUCACCAAUGGACCCUUAAAAUCAAGGGAUACCAACUUCUAAGUGAGGUACAAAUACUUCUGCUUUUAUCUAUGCAGGUUGUAGAAAGGAAUUGCUUUUUAUGAAAGUGUUGAAUUUUGACUUACCUGAACUGUUUUAUAC
Messenger RNA from Callorhinchus milii (elephant shark), 2743 nucleotides. RefSeq names its product zygotic DNA replication licensing factor mcm6-A. Gene Ontology annotation, cellular component: MCM complex; nucleus. Bases 105 to 2558 code for a protein of 817 amino acids. Lineage: Eukaryota; Metazoa; Chordata; Chondrichthyes; Chimaeriformes; Callorhinchidae. The transcript is spliced from 17 exons. Gene Ontology annotation, molecular function: ATP binding; single-stranded DNA binding; single-stranded 3'-5' DNA helicase activity. The record is from RefSeq and is a predicted model, not a curated record. Gene Ontology annotation, biological process: DNA replication initiation; mitotic DNA replication; double-strand break repair via break-induced replication.